CGGGAAUGAAUUCUCCCGGUGUUGCCGGGAUAAGCUCCGGGUCCAGCUUGACACUGACUGAGAUAAAGCACUAAUGAAAUGAUUGAAUGAAUAUACAGUCCCCUCCAAAACUAUUGGAACGGCAAGGCCCAUUCAUUUGUUUGUGCUGUACAUCAAAGACAUUUGGGUUUGCGAUCAAAAGACGGAUAUGAGAUGAUGGUUUAGGAUUUCAGCUUUUAUUUCUUGGUAUUUACAUCCAGAUGUGUUAAACAACAUAACACAUAGAACCUCUUGUAUCAGACCACCAUUUUUUAGGUGAGAAAAAGUAUAAGAUCAGAAGAAGUCAUCUUGAAGUAAAGUAAAUUACACAUAAUAAUAUUUGGUUGCAUAUUCCUUGCUUGCAAUAACUGCAUCAAGCCUGUGACUCACUAACAUCACCAAAUUGUUGGUUUCGUCUUUUGUGUUUCUUUGGCAGGCUUUUACCACAGCGUCUUUCAGUUGUUUGUUUUGGGGGUUUUCUCCCAUCUGUCUUCUCUUCAGCAAGUGAAAUGCUGCUCAAUUGGGUUAAGGUCUGGUGAUUGACUUGGCCAGUCUAAAUCCUUCCACUUUUCCCCCGAUGAAGUCCUUUGUUUGUCCCUUUGUUCAUAGUCUUCUUCGAACACUUUCAAAUGGUGUAACUAUAGAAGAAUCUUAUAGUUUGGCGUCCCGUCAGUGACUAAACGAUGCUAAGCAGUGGUCUAGCCUGCAGUAUCUUACAAAAACUCUGAGCGUUUAUAAUAGAGAGAAAUUGAAGGUAUACAACUUACAACAUUGUAGUUUGUGGACAUGUUAAAGAUGUAAUGUCUUACGGUUACAACAUCGUGGCACUGAAAGCCGAGGUGCCGCUGAACAAAGGUAGCUAGCUAAACGUGUCCUGUAUAGGCAACUCCUCAGUGAGAACAUGACCUAUCUAUUUAGUGUUAGCCAGCUAGUUUCUUGAUGUAGAUUUUAGGUGAGCUAAUUGUGCUCUUGUUAACACAAUAUAAAUGAGGUAUGUUAGCCAACUAGCAAGCUAAGCCUGCUAGGUUUUUAGUUAGCAUGCCGACGUUACUGAUUUGAUUGUUAGCUACUUAGAGGUGAUGAAAUGCUCACUGCAAAGAUGGAGCUCCUAACCAGGAGUCGUCACUCUAUAAGUAAUUCCAGAUUUAAAGUGACUUCCGUUAGCUAUUAGGGUCUGUGACAUUGUGUAGGAUUAGUGUUUAGUUGAUAAGUGAAUAAUUUUGAUUGAGGAAGGUGUUUAUGUUCCAGUGAAAUCCACGUCUGUGGAACAUGCUGAGUGUCUGUGAUUCAUAGUUUGUCAUGAAUAACACUCAAAUGGGGUCUUAACCGGCUCAUCCUGAUGAGCAACAAGGCUGAGAUGCACUUAGCUACUGAUGAUUAAAAAGCUACUCUUAAGCCCCAGUUCUGAAGUGUCCUCUCAGUAGAUACUCGUUACCCAAGUGGGGUCCCAAAACAUGUCUUCUUUUUCCAAACCGACCUUUUAACCUUCAGGCUAGAAUGAUUGUCUUUUGUCCUGGUGGCAUGUGGCAUUGAGCGGUUUUGUUUUGUAUUUUAUGAGGGUAUUAGCGCAACAAUAGCAAGCUCACUCUGUAGCAGAAAUAAAGAGAGAGCGAGAGGGAGGAAAAUUUGUUCCCCAUCACAAUGGCUCAGUUAAAUCAGCACUAAAUAACGCACAUGAUCGUCAAAACUCGGUCCACAGACAGCAUAAUGAAAGGCAUCGUAAACAAUCGGCACUGUAAACAUGUGUUCAUGUGAAAUUUAUUAUACAGGACAACGACCCUAAGCACACAGCCAAGAUAACAAAGGAGUGGCUACAGAACAACUCUGUGAAUGUCCUUGACUGACCCAGCCAGAGCCCAGACUAGAACCCGAUUGAACAUCUCUGGAGAGAUCUGAAAAUGGCUGUGCACCGACACUCUCCCAUCCAACCUGAUUGAGUUUGAGAGGUCUUCCAAAGAAGAAUGGGAGAAACUGCCCAAAAAUAGAUGUGCCAAGCUUGUACCAUCAUUCUCAAAAAGACUUGAGGCUGUAAUUGGUGUGAAAGGUGCUUCAACAAAGUAUUGAGCAAAGGCUGUGAAUACUUAUGUACAUGUGCUUUUUAUUUUUUUUAUUUUUAAGAAAUUUGAAAAGAUUUCAAACAAACUUCUUUCAUGUUGUCAUUAUGGGGUAUUCUCUGUAGAAUUUUGAGGAAAAUAAUGAAUUUAAUCCAUUUUGGAAUAACAUAACAAAAUAUGGAAAAAGUGAAGCUCUGUGAAUACUUUCCAGAUGCACUGUAGCACAGGGGGAAUCUUAUCAUAAACACAGUUUUCCUAGCCCCACCCCAGUUCCUCUUGGUACCCAAUUUGAUUAGGAACCAAAAAUCAUCGGCUGUACUGUCUGUACCGGUUGUACCGGCUGUAUCGUCAGUACCGGUGGCUAAUGGGAAAAAAAUGUGCUGCUUUUUUCUUUUCCUUUUAGAAGUUUUGGUACUUUUGCAAUGGCUGUGUUGUGUAUUGAUGCUGCUAAACCACUCAGAAUUUCACUUCACCAAUUCACCAGAAUUUCAGGACAUGAUGUCACUGUGUUGCUUCUGGUUUGUCCAUAUGUGACAGUGACUCUAUUCUGCGUCCUCCACACCUCCGUGUUCCACUGUUUCACUCUCACCCUGCUUUUCUCAUUUCCUCCUCGUCUCCUCGUCUCCUGACUCUGCUGUUUCUCCACACUCUUAAUCGCUCCUGGCAGCCUGCUUCUGCCAGCUGCUUUCCUGGGGCUCAAACUGAACACACGUGUGUGUAGGUGUGUGUGUGUGUGAGAGAGAGAGAGAGAGAGAGAGAGAGAGAGAAAGUGUGUGUUUGGUGUGCACUUGUGGGGUUUUUUCAGGGAGAUGCUCCUUGCUUUGGGAAAUUCACAUCACAGUGUUGGAAGUGGCUCGAGGGAGGAUUUGCAAAUGCGCACACAUACACACACACACACACACACACACACACACACACACACACACACACAUACGUACACAGAGUGAGGUGAGGACCAAGAGAAGCUGCUUUAACUUUCAUAACCAUGGCGGAGGUCAUGCAGGUGGUGCGGGAGCAGAUCACACGGACCCUGUCCAGUAAACCCACCUCACUGGAGCUCUUUAAGAACAAAGUGAACGCAUUAAACUACAGCGAGAUCCUCAAACUGCGCCAGACAGAGAGACUGCACCAGGAGGAGACGCUCGCACCACCCGUGCUCGAGCUGAAAGAGCGUCUGAAGCCAGAGUUGUUGGAGCUGAUCAGGCAGCAGAGACUGAAUCGUCUGUGUCAUGGCACUCUGUUUCGCAAAAUCAGCAGCCGCCGGAGACAAGAUAAAUUAUGGUACUGUCGGCUGUCCCCUAACCACAAAGUCCUGCACUAUGGAGACGUGGAGGAGGACACUGAGACGCCAUCCAUCGAGAGUCUGCAGGACAAGAUUCCUGUGGCAGACAUUAAAGCCCUGCUGACCGGAAAAGACUGUCCUCACAUGAAAGAUAACAAGGGCAAGCAAACCAAGGAGAUGUUGGAUCUGGCGUUCAGCAUUACGUAUGAUGUUGAGGAGUACAGCUUGAAUUUCGUCGCCUCCUCCAGAACAGAUUUUUGCUUGUGGACGGAUGGGCUGAACGUUCUGCUGGGGAAGGAGAUGAGCAGUGAGUCCAUGCGCAGUGAACUGGAGAUCCUCCUCUCCAUGGAGAUCAAGCUCCGCCUCCUGGACCUGGAGAACGUCCCCAUUCCCGACUCUGCCCCUCCCGUCCCUAAACCGCCCAGCAACUUCAACUUCUGCUAUGACUUCAGCCAGGCGGAGCAUUAAGGCCAGGCGACGGGGCGUGACGUCCUACACCUCCUGCUCCAUCCACGAGAAAAACUCUGCGGGUGAUUUGUGAUGGAGCCGAGCGGCAGCGAGUGUGAAGACUGGGGUUUGGUAUUUUGGACAUGUUACCAGACAGAAAAGCCCACUGACUGAAGAGGUUCUGAAAGAGGUUUCUUUUGAGAGACAGUUAAUUUCAAGGCAUUGUGAGGGUGUUUAAUUAUAUAUAUAUAUAUAUAUAUAUAUAUAUAUAUAUAUAUAUAUAUAUAUAUAUAUAUAUAUAUAUAUAUAUAUAUAUAUAUAAAUCUAAACUGUUUUUUUCCCUUUCCUAAUGGUACUGCACUCAUCUAAUUUCUUCAUUUAAACUUGUUUGAUUCUGUCUUACUUCCUUUAUUCCCCCUUAAACUGGACUGCACGAAGGUACGCCAAUGCCCCAUUUGUGUUGUGUAGGUUGGAAAAUGGGUGAUUUCCUCAAAUCAACACAAACAAUCAAGGCAUAAAUGUUAUAGCCUGACCGUAGCAUAGACACAGGAACAUCACACUUUAAUGCGUCAGUUAGAUCCGAUCUACUUUGACUGAGAAAGUGCCAUGUUCUGUAAAAUAUAGCUGUUUCAUUACAAAAUUAUCGUGUUCACGUUAUAUAGGAAUUACGGUCGUUACAAGGCGACGGCUCGGAGGUUCUACUCGGAAAUGUGUCUUUACUGUGGAAAUACGCGCAACAGCAUCUGCCAACUGUCUGCCAAACAGAAAGCAAUAUUCUAAAAAUAAUAGUAUACAACUAUACAAUUGGUACUUGAUAAUAAUCAGGAAUGUUUAAUGGACCUGGGUUGAGUUUAAAAGCUCCCGUUUUCAGUUCACGUGAUGUUACACAUUUCCCAACAAGUAGUUACACUCUUAGGAAAAAAGGUUCUUCAAGGGUUAUUUUACGGUCCAUUUAGAGGGUCAUUUAAGGGUUCUUUCAUUUGUUCUUUCAUCUUCAGUAAGUGUUUAAUCCUGGUCAGGGUUGCGGUUAUUCUGGAGGAUACCGGGAACACUAGGCUUGAGGUGGGAAUACACCCCGAAUCAGAUGCCGGUCCGUCGCAGAGCAUCACACACACACACACUCACUCACACCUUGCGUAGCCAGUCCACCUACUGGCACCUCUAGGAGGAAACUGGGGUACCUAGAGGAAACCCACACAGGGAGAACAUGUGAAACUUCACAUAGACAGUAACCUGAGCUCAGGAUCGAAUAAAGGUUCUUAGCUUAAAAAAAAGGCUUCUACUUGGAAACCCUUUUCUAAGAUAAGAACACUCUUAUUACCCUUAAGCGUUUUCUAAGAUCGAAGUUUGCCGUAGACAUGAGCACUUUUUUUUUUUUUUUUUUUUCUCCCCCCCAGGUGUUGUAAUUACCGUAAUUCCAACAUGAUGUGAACACACUGGCUGCAUCAGAAUAUCCAUACUACGCUACUAUUACUACUACUACUACUACUACUACUUCCUCUGAGAUUCUGCAGUGGACACUGCACUAUCCCAUAAUGCGGCAGGACUGGCACGGAAGAGCUUUCAGAAUCAAAAAUGGCAGAAGGCUGCGUGUGGGCGCAAUGUUGUAGGUCAUGUGACAAUGCCAACAUGGCGGAUGUAGUAUGUACAGAUUAUAUACACAUAUACUGAUCAAUACGUACUGUAUCAACAGCCGAGCAGUAGGUGCUGUCACAGUACACGAUUUCGCCACUGUUAAUGAUUGACCUGUGCUAAAAAUAAAAUUUCACAGAUUCCUUAGAAAUUUUUUUUCCACAAUAUUGCUAUGCAAAGAAUACGCCUAUUUUUUUUUUCACUUUAAGAUUCUGUUCACAUUUUUUUUUGGCCCUGAAAUUAGCCCCGCCCCCACCCGGAAACCAAAGCUGCUCAGCUCUGCCUGUAUUCCUUAAAUUACCUUAAAACUGACGAUUUAAAACUCACAGCAAAUUAUUUAUAGUAUGGUCAUGGUCAUCUUAAUGCUUUUAUUGCAAUUCACCCUGCAGACAUUGCAAACUGAUAGUUUUAGGGGAAAUGUUUUCAGGGAAAAUUUCCCAAGCUCGAAGUAAGAGUUUCUUUAAACAUUCAAUGAUAUACAAUAUACUAAAAAGCGUGAAUAUUACCUGAUGGUAGUAAAUAUGCAAUAGUUUACACUUUGACGAGGCACUGAAAUGGUUUUUAUUUUCUACAAAAUCUAACAAUAUUGUGUAAUUAUUGUGUGAGCAGCUAUUGUGGUGGAACAAGACUUUAAUAUUAACAACUGGCACGAACAGAGAAAUGUUUUUUUCAGUAACUGGUACAUGAGGUACUUGGCACAUAAUAAUAAUAAUGAUAAUAAUAAUAAUGGUGCAUUUUGUGACAUGUCUUAAAAAUUUCAGAAAUAAUAGAGGUCACAAAUCAUACAAAAUGAUCUUUAAAGCACCGCUGUAGAUCUGAGCAACAAUUGUUUUCACUGUUUUCAUUUUAUCUUGUAAGGACAAUAGAAUGUUGUUAAUAAAGGCAUGGUGCUUAACACAAACAGGUAUUUAGCUAUACAACAACUCGACAAACAAAAUUAAUCAUGUGCAGCAGUUCUGUAAAUACUUUAAUGUGAAGAUUCUUCCAAAAUAAUGACAUACAUUAAAAAAAAGAGAAAGAAACCAGGUCAACGUGAUGAACCUUCAUCUUCGUAACAUCAUCAAAUCAGUUGUUUAUUUUAAGCAUCUUACUUUCCUUAAUAUUUCCUUAAUAUCUUUCUGAUUUCAUCAGCAAACACGGUACACUCUGUAAAACAAACGCCUGGAAAUCAUUUUGAGAAUCAGCUCUUCUGUAAAUCAGCACAUUAAUACAGAACCCAAAUAAUCAUAUGAACUUAAAUGAAGUACAUAUGAACUACAUCAAGAAAUGAGGGUACCUGAAUAAAUAUUUUUGCACAGUCCUGUUUUAUUUAAAGAUAGUUUGACUAAAGUUUUAAGUGCUAUGGGAAAUCGUUUAAGUCCGGUGUGGGAUCAUCAUUAACGGUUUCAGUGGAAUUAAGCUGCUUUCACACUUUUUCCUCAACCAUUAGUGCAAGUUUUACCAGAAAAAGCUGUCCCGAGACAUAAAUUGCUCAACUUUUCAGGUGGAAAAAAAAAAAAAAAAGU
Ictalurus punctatus (channel catfish) is the source of this 6938-nucleotide messenger RNA. It is a transcript of the gene elmo3, whose product is annotated as engulfment and cell motility 3. The transcript has 7 exons. Bases 3058 to 3822 code for a protein of 254 amino acids. Lineage: Eukaryota; Metazoa; Chordata; Actinopteri; Siluriformes; Ictaluridae. Gene Ontology annotation, biological process: cell motility; actin filament organization. The record is from RefSeq and is a predicted model, not a curated record.